AUGGCGAUCAAAUCCCUCACCACCUUCCUCACGCUAGCUCUAUCCAUUGUUGCCGCGCCAGUUGAGGAGCGACAAGAGGCCGCCUCCUGUUCAAGCUACACCAUCAUCAACACUCGCGGAACAGGCGAAGCCCAAGGUCCCUCAGCCGGAUUCCGAACCAUGAACAACAACAUCCAGUCUCAAAAAUCCGGUGGAAAAAUUUAUAAUACCGUCUACCCGGCCGCAAGCAACCAGAUCUCUACCGCUGGAACCGCAGACAUCAUCAACAAAAUCCGCACAACCCUCACCUCAAACCCAAACGAAUGUUUCAUCUUACAAGGUUACUCCCAAGGCGCAGCAGCAACAACAAACGCCCUCCCCAACCUCACUGGUUCAGCGUUCGAUGCCGUGAAAGGGGUCUUUUUAAUUGGAAAUCCAAUCCAUAAAGCUGGUCUCGAGUGCAACGUCGACAACAAUGGAGGUGCCACUACAAAGAACGUCAAUGGCCUCUCCGCUAGGUUUAACGAUGGGAUUCCUGCCAAUUGGGUUGAUAAGACGCUUGAUGUUUGUAUUUUUGGUGAUGGAGUUUGUGAUACCACGCAUGGAUUUGGUAUUAAUGCGGCGCAUUUGAGAUAUCCUUUGGAUUCCGCUACGCAGGAUUUGGGCACGGAGUUUAUUCUUGGGAAGUUGUGA
Messenger RNA from Ramularia collo-cygni, 672 nucleotides. RefSeq lists its product as uncharacterized. Bases 1 to 672 code for a protein of 223 amino acids. Gene Ontology annotation, molecular function: hydrolase activity. The transcript is spliced from 4 exons. The record is from RefSeq and is a predicted model, not a curated record. NCBI's taxonomy places the organism in Eukaryota, Fungi, Ascomycota, Dothideomycetes, Mycosphaerellales, Mycosphaerellaceae.